AUCAUCACCUGCCGAAGCUGAAGCGCUCUCUCUCUCUCUCUCUCUCUCUCUCAUGCCGUUGCCUCUGCAUCAUGCUCGCUCUCCUGUUUGCAUCAACAGAAUCCUCCAAUGCCGAGUCCAAAACCCUAACCCCAAUCUCUCUCCUCCUCCUCCUCCCCUCGCCAUUGAAGGCCGCAAUCUAAGUUUCUCAGUCAUCACGAAGCAAGGCAAACUCCUCCCCAUUCUCAAAGACUGCUCCUUUCGCGUCCCCGCCGGCGAGCUCUGGAUGGUUCUCGGCCCCAACGGCUGCGGCAAAUCAACCCUUCUCAAAGUUUUAGCUGGGCUACUGAAGCCAACGGAGGGAACCCUAAGUGCUAACAGGCCCCUGAGUUUUGUUUUCCAGAAUCCCGAUCAUCAGGUUGUGAUGCCCACAGUCGAGGCAGAUGUUGCAUUUGGUCUUGGUAAAUUUAAUCUGACAUUAGAUGAAGUUAAAUUGAGGGUAUCAAAAGCUCUAGAUGCUGUUGGCAUGUUAACCUACUCACAAAGGCCAAUUCAAACUCUUAGCGGUGGUCAAAAGCAAAGAGUGGCAAUUGCUGGUGCUUUAGCUGAAGCCUGCAAGGUGCUAUUGUUAGAUGAAUUGACUACAUUUUUGGAUGAGUAUGAUCAGAUUGGAGUAAUCAAUGCUGUUAAGAGUUCUGUGACUGGUAAUGGAGAAGUUGCUGCAUUGUGGGUCACUCAUCGACUGGAAGAACUCAAGUAUGCUGACGGUGCAAUUUGUAUGGACGAUGGGAGAAUUGUUAUGCAAGGAGAUGUAUUGAGUGUUUCUUCCUUCAUAAAAGAGAAAAUUUCGGGGCCAAACAUUCGCCCUUUACCUGAGGUGAGUAGGGAGGCCAAGUACAACUCGCUUCAUUGUAUGCUCGAGUUCCAUGUGUCUUCGGAUAAAGAAGAUUGGAGUAAUCAUGCUGUUAAGAGUUCUGUGACUGGUAAUGGAGAAGUUGCUGCAUUGUGGGUCGACUCAAUCGACUGA
Messenger RNA from Asparagus officinalis (garden asparagus), 1006 nucleotides. Its product is annotated as ABC transporter I family member 10, chloroplastic-like. Gene Ontology annotation, biological process: transmembrane transport. The coding region runs from base 53 to 1006 and encodes 317 amino acids. Lineage: Eukaryota; Viridiplantae; Streptophyta; Magnoliopsida; Asparagales; Asparagaceae. The record is from RefSeq and is a predicted model, not a curated record. Gene Ontology annotation, cellular component: membrane; chloroplast envelope. The transcript has 7 exons. Gene Ontology annotation, molecular function: ATP binding; ATP hydrolysis activity.